Molecule: messenger RNA, 486 nt
Organism: Theileria equi strain WA
Lineage: Eukaryota; Apicomplexa; Aconoidasida; Piroplasmida; Theileriidae
Product: ubiquitin carboxyl-terminal hydrolase, putative
Exons: 2
Coding region: 1-486 (161 amino acids)
Biological process (GO): protein deubiquitination
Molecular function (GO): cysteine-type deubiquitinase activity
Source: RefSeq, a predicted model, not a curated record
AUGCUCAUGCUCGAAGUUCCAGAUGCUCCAAUUUUCAAGGACUCCCAUGAAAGAAAUAUCAUUCCACAGGUUUCCAUUUUUGAUCUUUUAAAAAAGUACGAUGGAAACACUGAAUCUUACGUUUCUGGAAAGAUACAAAAAUACUCUAUAUGGAGGCUUCCAGAAUAUCUAAUUUUAAUCGUAAAGAGAUUCUUCAAGAAUGAAUACUUUGAGGAAAAGAAUCCAACAAUUGUAGCCUUUCCUAUGAAGAAUUUGGACCUUUCCGAAUAUGUUGAUGAAGACUCUCCGGAAAAGGGCGAAAAUGCUAGAUAUGAUCUAGUUUGUAACAUUUGCCACGAGGGAAAACCAAAGGAUGGGAGUUUCAAGGUUUUUGUGUUUCAUCCUCCCUCCUCAAAUUGGUACCAGCUGGAAGACCUACUUGUCACACAGGUUCUUCCACAGUUUGUUGCGCAAUCAGGUAUGAUAUAUAGCUGUAUAUGUUCAUAG